AUGCUCGCUCAUAGCAGUGAUAUCGACAGCUAUUUCACGUUGCCAACAGGGGCAGGGGAAUGCAGCGGCGCCAAUACCUUGAACUUCCUAAAUGAGAUGCUAGAUGAUGCCACUACGCUCAUCCAGGGUAUGGUAGACGCAAUGGAUGCCGCUACAGCAUCUGCUACAACUGAACAAGCGGCAAAAGAUAAGAUAGUGGCACAAAAGCUCUUCACUUCUUUCUUCGGAAUCGCGUUCGAUGGCAAUGAUGUUUUGGCUGAAGAUGAGGAUGCAUGGGCUAUUGUUCAAUCUGCAAUCAAUAAUGUCAACGAGUUCCUUGAGACUGAGGCUUAUACAUGCGCUAAACUCCCUCCGGUCUUAUUUUGCGACAAUUUCGGAAACGAGUACGAAUGGAAUGCUCAAGCGAAGAACGCAGAAGGAAACCCAAUUGAGAUGAGUGAUGGCUACCAGCCAUCAAUUCAAGAUCUAUACUCUACAGCAUACAUGAAGUCACAAUCAACCGUGCCGUACUGGAUCCCAGGCCUCGACCGUUAUAUAUUCACUGAACCGGGCACCGAUGGCGUGAGCUUCUGUGGGGGUGACACAAGUUACAUUGGAUGGACCGUUUACGGCUACCAGGGUGAGACAAUUCCCUAUACGCUGGCCGAUGGCAGCGAAGAAUACGAGGCAUAUGAAGCUUCAUCGGAGAUUGUGGUCAUCUGCCCCACUGUCUUAAUGGGCGAAGCUGAAGAUGUGGAGCUGCUGGCAAAUGUCCCAUAUACGGCGCCGUUCACGGACACAGAGCUAAGCAGUAUUCUGCCCUUAUCAUCUACCUUUUUCCAUGAACUGUUUCAUAUGACAACAUAUUGGCAGGGUGAUGAUGUAGGGCCAGAUGCAGAGGAAAACUCCGAUUAUGUUAAGGAUUUUACAUACGACCUGUUCAAAGCCCUCGACCUUGCAAUGGGUGUACUCGUGGUGCCUCCCGACGAAAGUUCUUCGGACGCAGGAAGCGAUGCAGACUCAGGAAGCGACUCGGGGUCCACUGACGUUGAAUACUACUCAUUUGAAGCAGCUGCGCAGAAUGCGGAGUCCUAUGUUUUCUUCGCUGUAUCCUGGUGGAAUUACGCAAAGACGUGGAGUGAAGGGGACUCGGCGGUGUUCUAUACUGGAUGUGCUGAGUCCUGGGAUUGGCUGGGUCCUGUAACUUCAUGCUCCAGCUCUGACUCUGACGAUGAAUCCUGA
Penicillium malachiteum is the source of this 1221-nucleotide messenger RNA. RefSeq lists its product as uncharacterized. The coding region runs from base 1 to 1221 and encodes 406 amino acids. Lineage: Eukaryota; Fungi; Ascomycota; Eurotiomycetes; Eurotiales; Aspergillaceae. The record is from RefSeq and is a predicted model, not a curated record. The transcript is spliced from 3 exons.